Ascochyta rabiei is the source of this 765-nucleotide messenger RNA. RefSeq lists its product as uncharacterized. The record is from RefSeq and is a predicted model, not a curated record. The transcript has 2 exons. NCBI's taxonomy places the organism in Eukaryota, Fungi, Ascomycota, Dothideomycetes, Pleosporales, Didymellaceae. Bases 1 to 765 code for a protein of 254 amino acids.
AUGCCUUCUCCGCCACGAGGCCACACAACAUUCCCGAGUGACGCAGAGCUCUUCUACUUCUGCACGACGUCGUCAACCUCUGCCGAAGACCUUGGUAUAACCUAUGCACCCCCAUCGCAAUCAUCUCUGCGAGUUGGCGUCAUCAUCUUUGGACAAGAUCAGAUUCAACUUACAGAUCUUGCUGCUGUCGACCUCUUGUCCGCCCUGAGCAGGAGUAGAAUCGGCAAGCUGAAUGCUCCCGCGAGUACGCUCGACGACGCUGUCGACGAGGUAGACAUUCGCUAUGUCAGUGUGACCGGAGAGGGGUCGUUUCCAGUCACCUCUGGCGCUCGAAUGCCAGUGACGAACUCCUUCGGGAACGCACCGCAGUUCGACGUUCUGGUCAUUCCUGGAUCGUUUUCAACAAGAGAGCUAUCGGAAGCAGCGACAACCUUUGUCAGUGCACAAUGCUCGAGCCCAGAUCUGCAUGCAGUUUUUAGCAUAUCUUCUGGUAUGUUACAUCUUAUCCAGACUGGUCUCCUCUGGAAACGACGAGCAUCAGCACCGCGUUGUUUGAUACCGGCUCUCCAACAGCGCUACCCAGAGACAUGGUGGCAGACAGCAGCCUGGAAUCGACACGAGAAGAUUUGGAGUAGCUCUACCGCCAUGUCUGCUCUUGACAUGACGGCCUCGUGGAUGCGCGAAUUCUUCUGGGAUCGACAAGAAGCCGUGGAGUGUGCGUUGGCUGCUGCUGGAAUCGGAUCGCUGGACGAUUUCGAGGAUUGA